GAAACAUCGGUGAAAAGUGGUGUCGAUAGAGUUCAGAAAGUGUGUGUCGCUGCCAACUUGGAUGGUUGUUUUGAAUGUUUAUGUUUGACGCUAUGGCGUCAAAAGCACUCUUGAAGAAGAAGAAGGAAUCGGGGGACCAACUGCGGCUUCUGGAGAGCGGACUGGCCGUGCCUCCUAAAGAAGUCAAACGACACCCAGUAGAAAACUGUCCGACGUUUUGGGUGCAGUACCUUGGUAAAAUGCCCGCCAAGGGGGAAUUUGGGAAAGAGUUCGUCACUGAGCCAGUGGAAACAUUAUGUAAACUGCGUGAAAAACAGAAAUUGCCAAAAACAGCACUGACAAUAUCACCAAAAGGUUUCUAUUUCAUGGACUGUCAUGGCCCGUUCGGCAAGGAAAAACAUGUUAUCAUACCAAUUCACCUAGUGUGUUACGGGAUAGCGGAUGCCCAGUAUCCUCGUGUGUUCGCUGUGAUAACACGCACGGACUCCGACCCAGACAGCAGCCUGUUCGAGUGCCAUGCUUUUCUGUGCGAGAAACGGAAGAUUGCACAAUUGAUAACCUACUGGUUGUUGCGAACGCUGUUACGGGUGUUUGAAAAUUUACAGCGAAAACGUCAUCACCGGAAAAGGCGAGAAAGGCGAAGAUUGGAGUCACAGAUGCGUUUGAACUCUUCUGGCUCGGAAACGACAUCUUCUAAAUCGUCUGCCGAAUUGAAUCCCCAGUCUCACCCCAGUAGCGAGUAUGUUUAUUCGGUGAUACUGGAAGGGUCUGGGGAACAAGGUGCGUCUGUACGAAUCUCUCGAGACCGGAGACGAACUCCGGCAUAUUUUGCGAAAGACGUAAGCCGCGGCCAACUUGAAGCGGGGCUUGAAGCGUCCAACUCUCCCACCGGGGAACCACCUGUUGAACCAGAACCCAGUAUGUUUGAUGCUGUACCAAAGGCACAUGUUGUGAGACCUUUGCGUUAUGUGUCUGGAGCCACCUCGGAAAUAGACGAAAUCAAUAAUCCCCGCUAUUUCAAAUUCCGAAAAAAGUCCCAGCCGAGAACCCCAAUUUACGAGCGGACCUUUUCAAUGGACUGCGAUGCUAUGUCGACCAUUGCUUCGCGAUCCAGUGGCGGCAGCGGAUCGUUCUCUGAAAGUUCGGCGUGUGACAGCUCCAUAUCUGACAAUUCGACCGGGAGCAAUGGCGAAAAGGAUUUUGUUUUCAUUAGAAUGCUGCAAGACGAGAUCAGUUCCCUUGACAUCGAGACUGAAACGAAGGAGAGCGACGCAAACCGAACUUCAAAACAAAUCGCACACGAUCUUGGUGUCUCGAGCAGGUUGACCGAUAAAGACGUUCAUCGACGAAUUCAAGACUGGUUGCGUUUGACGCUGAAGCCUGAUGACGACGAAGAAAGGUGUGAAAAGCAGAGAACAAGAACUCCAAAUGAACCAACGGAAGUCAAAGUUUUAGCGUCAACGGGAGAUUAUUUUUGA
Molecule: messenger RNA, 1478 nt
Organism: Saccoglossus kowalevskii
Lineage: Eukaryota; Metazoa; Hemichordata; Enteropneusta; Harrimaniidae
Biological process (GO): regulation of mitochondrial membrane potential; negative regulation of insulin receptor signaling pathway; regulation of cell population proliferation
Source: RefSeq, a predicted model, not a curated record